This is a messenger RNA of Leptomonas pyrrhocoris, 813 nucleotides long. RefSeq lists its product as hypothetical. The record is from RefSeq and is a predicted model, not a curated record. The transcript has a single exon. Bases 157 to 813 code for a protein of 218 amino acids. NCBI's taxonomy places the organism in Eukaryota, Euglenozoa, Kinetoplastea, Trypanosomatida, Trypanosomatidae.
AGCAACGCACACCCACCCAUACAAAUCUUUUACAUUUUGUAUUGUGCUUCGUGGAACACCUGUACUAUUCCCCCUAUUAACUGACCUCAUCUGAGCAAGCAAGCGCGCGUGUGCAUCAGCACACACACACACACACGCAAAGAGAGAGGAAGAGAGAUGUCCAAAGAGACGGUGAAGGUGCUCGUGGUGGGUCCAUCGAAGAGCGGGAAGACGACCGUGACGAAUUUCCUCUGCGGGACUCGCGAGACGCCAACGAGCAAGUACUACGAGACGAAUCCGUUGCGCAUCGUUGAGACGGAGAUCGAGCUGGACACGACAAGCCUCAGCGACCGCCGCGUCGUCUUCGCCGGCGGCGACGCCAAGACGAAGCGUGUGGUGGUGCAGAUUUGGGACCUCGGCGGCAGCAGCAAGCACCAGGCCGGGUGGCCCGCGGUGGCGAACAAGGCAGACGGCAUCAUCUUCGUGUUUAACCCAGAGGUGAAGAACGGCGAGAAGGAGCUGUCCCUGUGGCACAAGACCUUCGCCGUGAACCAGUCGGAGCUGGACGCGGCAGGCAACUUUGCCAUUCGCGUACCGGACAAGCAGUGCCUCGUCUUUGCACACCACUCGAGCCCACCGGCGAAUGCGGCCGGCACGGGGCUGCCCGCGAUGCCGAAGGGUUUAGAAAAGAUUAAGGUGUUAGAAACCUCCCUCGACUACCACAGCGACAACUUCAAGGCGGCGUUUGACAAAUUGGUGGAGACGAUCGUGCUAGCCCGCAUGGACGCCGAGGAGGACGAGGUGCUACAACGGGAGGGCAAAAUGAACCUCUGA